AUGGUCACCACUGUUUUGCGACAAGAAAUCAAUUGCCACCGCGAGACCUUGGACCGCGAGAAUCCACGAGACUUCAUCGACCUCAUCCUCAACAGUAUCCUCAACAAACAAGAGACCCAAGAGAAGACCGACGGUUUUACAGAAGAAAACGUCGUGUUCAUAGUUCUUGACAUGUUUGUCGCUGGGAUCGACAGCACAACCAUCACCUUACGCUGGGGUCUUCUCUACAUGGUUUUGCAUCCAGAGGAACAACAGAAGGUGCAAGCUGAGCUGGACAGUGUCCUGGGAACAGACCAUGACGUGCCCACCCUGGCCCACAGGUCCCAGCUCCCGUAUACCGAGGCUACUAUCAUGGAGCGCAUCAGGGCAAUCGCUCCCCUCAGCGUUCCCCAUGCUACGGUUCAAGAUACAACUUUCCGAGGCUAUGAUAUUCCAGCAAAGACGCAGGUCAUUGGCAACAUAUGGUCAGCUCAGAUGGACUCUGAAUUCUGGCCAGACCCAGAGAGGUUUGACCCCCGUAGGUUCCUGGACUCUGACGGCAAGGUGGUUACCAGGCCGGAAUCAUUCAUGCCUUUCUCAAUGGACCGCCGUGUCUGCCUCGGUGAGCAGCUGGCUAAGAUGGAGCUCUUUCUGCUCUUCUCUUCCCUCCUGAAACACUUCACUUUUAAGUUGCCAGAGGGCGCCCCUGCACCGUCGACCGUUGGUACUAUGGGAAUAGGUUUGAAACCCCAAACAGUAAAGCUAUGUCUCACUCUGCGUUGA
Branchiostoma floridae (Florida lancelet) is the source of this 762-nucleotide messenger RNA. Its product is annotated as cytochrome P450 2U1-like. Gene Ontology annotation, cellular component: cytoplasm; intracellular membrane-bounded organelle. The coding region runs from base 1 to 762 and encodes 253 amino acids. Lineage: Eukaryota; Metazoa; Chordata; Leptocardii; Amphioxiformes; Branchiostomatidae. Gene Ontology annotation, biological process: xenobiotic metabolic process. The record is from RefSeq and is a predicted model, not a curated record. Gene Ontology annotation, molecular function: iron ion binding; oxidoreductase activity, acting on paired donors, with incorporation or reduction of molecular oxygen, reduced flavin or flavoprotein as one donor, and incorporation of one atom of oxygen; heme binding. The transcript is spliced from 4 exons.